AAAGAACGGCAACUCUUACCGACUUGAUUGCACGUGUGUAUGUUUUGGUAAUGUUCUGACUGGAAGGUAGUUUUGGAAAAAAACCGCCUGUUACGAUCAGAAGAUUGUGUUGUAUGAUCCACUGGCCAUAAGUAAUGAAACAAAUGGCAGACAAUAAAUAUUUUGUGGGCCAAGUUGCUGAUUUGCUUGGAGGAAAGAAGAUCAAAUCAGAACCGGUGACCCCCCAAAAAACCAAACUUGCCGCUCUGUUUGAUGUCAAGACAAAAGAAAAGAUUGACUUUAAGAAAAAAGGAAAGCCUACCCCAGAGAAGAAAGCGAAAAAGUUAAAAAGAUCAAAGACUAUAGAGUCUGUUAAAACUGAAAUAAAGACGGAAAAAGAUGUGAAACAAGAAAAGAAGGCAAGUCCAAGUAUUGAAGAAAAGAAGCCCAAGGAAGCAGGAAAGAAGGAGAAGAAGAAGAAGAAAAAGAAGGAGAAGACAAAAGAAGAGGGAUUCUGUCCUCCUGACGGAAUCGUGCAUGAAUCUUUGACGGAAAAUUCAGAGGAGCCAAAAAAACAAAAACAGAAGAAGAGGAAGAAGGAGGACGAUUCUGAUGAAGAAAAUGAAACAGCUCCCAAGAAGAGAAGAACUAAGUACAAGAGAGAUAAAACAAAAGACAAGAGGACAGUCUUCAUUGGGAACCUCCCCCUUGAUGCCAAGAAAGCAGCUAUAAAGGCCCUGUUUGCAGAGUACGGCACGAUUCAAAGCGUUCGAUACCGAUGCCCACCUAUUUCUGACCCAAAGGUUUCCAAGAAAGUCACCUUCAUUAAGAAAAGUUUUCACCCAAACAGAAGUAAUAUUGUAUGUUACGUGUGCUUUGAGGAUGAAACGGCUGCGAAGAAGGCACUGAAAUUAAAUGGCCAUGAAUUAAAUGGGUACCACUUACGAGUUGAUGUUUCAUCUAACAACAAGAAACACAACAGGGACAAUUCAGUUUAUGUCGGGAACCUUUCCUAUGACAUCGAGGAGAACAUGAUGUGGAGCCACUUUGAACCAUGUGGAGCCAUUGAGAAUGUCCGCAUCAUCAGGGACCGGCAGACAGGACUGGGCAAGGGCUUCGGCUAUGUGCUGUUUGCUGACAAGUCCUCGGUUGACCUUGCCCUUCAACUAAAUAAGACUUCGCUAAACGGGAGAAACAUCAGAGUUAGCAACUGCACAACUGCGCAAAAGAAAGAUUCCUUGAAAAAACAUCCUGUGAGACAGCGAUUGCUGAAGAAGGCCAAGAAGCUGGGGAUGAAGCCGACCAACCUGCGGCCGGGCGAGGUGAGGAAACCCAAGGACAGGUCCAAGAAACCCCGCCAUCGAGACCGGGUCAAGCAGGCCUUCGCAGCUGACCCCUCUUCCGCACCCCAGGUCACCUCACAACCCAACAACAGAAAACACAUCAAGUUUACCUGAGCCCAGAGUGUUCAGUACGUCUCAGGAGAAUCAUUUUGAAGCUACAUUUCACCUCACCUGUCUGUACCAUGGUGAAUAAGUAUGUAACAUCUGGUGGCUGGUUGGUUUGUUGUUUAACGCCGCACUCAGCUAUAUUCUAGCUAUAUGACGGCAGUCUGUAAAUAUUCGAGUUUGGACUAGACAAUCCAGUGAUUGACAUCAUGAGCAUUGAUCCACGCAA
Haliotis rufescens (red abalone) is the source of this 1656-nucleotide messenger RNA. Its product is annotated as RNA-binding protein 34-like. Gene Ontology annotation, molecular function: RNA binding. The transcript has 12 exons. NCBI's taxonomy places the organism in Eukaryota, Metazoa, Mollusca, Gastropoda, Lepetellida, Haliotidae. Bases 135 to 1436 code for a protein of 433 amino acids. The record is from RefSeq and is a predicted model, not a curated record.